Messenger RNA from Penaeus indicus, 2371 nucleotides. RefSeq lists its product as uncharacterized. The coding region runs from base 40 to 1458 and encodes 472 amino acids. The record is from RefSeq and is a predicted model, not a curated record. The transcript has 5 exons. Gene Ontology annotation, biological process: cilium assembly. Lineage: Eukaryota; Metazoa; Arthropoda; Malacostraca; Decapoda; Penaeidae. Gene Ontology annotation, cellular component: ciliary transition zone.
AGAAGACAUUUGAAUUUGGGGGAUAAUGCGGUAGAACACAUGACUAAGAUGAAUUCAGGCAAAAGGGCAAGCUCUGCAAAAAACAGCAGAAGGAGACGCUGGGAAGUUAAAUCCAAGGAAUCCUUUGAGACUUCACUUGCUGUUGAAUUUGAAUCCCCUGAGAAGAGUCAGAAGAGUGAGACAGAGGAAAACACAGGCUCAACAAGUAGUUUGCCCAAGGAUAAAGAAGAAGCUACCAGUGCAACUUCAAAACCACGCAAAUCUACACGUUCAAAGUCAGCAACCCCAAGCAAAGUCAUAGAUGAGGAAGAGGAAGAUGACCUUCUGUCAGCUAGGAUUGCUGCUCUGAUAGAAGAAGCUAGUAUUAAAUCUAAAGACUCUCCAAAGGCACCCAAAGAGCCAGGUAGCAUUGGCCCUACCAAGGAAAAGCACAAAGAACCUAGAACUCCAGUAAAACCUGAACCCAAGGAAAACCCAGAGUUAAUUCUUGUAGCUAAAAAUGACAAAAAUAUAAUGUUUCCAAAUCCAUUUGAUACCCCAGUAAAGCAUCAUACCAUAGAACAAGAAAGUUUUACACCCACAGCACCUCCAUAUUCACCAGGAGGAGGAGUAGAAGAAAUUCCAAGGAAAAAGAAGCAGAAAAAGAAGAGUGACUCCAGCAGGCUCAUGCUAGUCAGCAGCAAGAAUGAAGAGUCUGUGAUAAGCGUCCAGCUUCGAGAUUUGGGUGAAGAUGUAGUUGAAGUGAGCAGAGAGUAUCAGGACCCAGUAGUUGCAAUGCCAAGCCUUCUUCUGGCUCCCUCUACUUCAACUCCAGGCCAAAACAACAUAAGCACUAUUUAUCAUGAGCAGCUGAAUGGGUUUAUAAUCAGUAAGAACAAUGGUAAUGGAAGGCAGAGACUGAGUGAGAGUCUUCAUGAUGUUAAUCAGAGUCAGACAAGGGGCUCUCAUGCACUCUUCUUGCAAAAUGGUUUCCGAUCAUUUUGUGUUCUGUGCCAAGGAUUGCUGGCUGGAAUAACACUUGCACACUGUCUUUUGAUUUUUCUUUUUGAUGUGGAACCCAUGACCUUGCCCAGAGUCUACACACCCAGGAUGGCACAUGUCUUCUAUUCUCUGAUAAUUUUCCUGUCAACAAUAUGCUUUGUGGCUGCUUGUGACAGGUGUGAUCUUCGAGGAGCAGGAGUGUUUUCUGGUCAUGGCAUCAGAGUACCCUGGACACCUGGGUUUUACCUUGCAUCUUUGGUUCUCUCACUAGUUGCUAUAAGGGCUGAAGAUGCACUAACUCACUACCAUCUUUAUAAGGCCGAAGCCCUUCAGAAAGAGCAGAUUGGAGAUCUCGUUGAUUGGUGGAGAUGGAUGUGCAUUACUCGGUCCUUGCUAGCUGUUUUGGCCUGGCUAGCUGUGGUCCCAGAUCCCCAUACAGAUGCUCUUCUUGAUUAUUUGAAACUUCUCCAGCAGUGAUAUUAAUUUAAUCCAAGUAUUGACUGUGAUAGCUCAGGUUUCUUGAAACCUGUAUAUACUAUGUCAGGUCCAAAUUUGGUGCAUUGAUGCAUUAUUUAUGCCUUUCAUUUUACUUCUAUGAUUUUCUGGAUAUUAAGUGAAGAGAAUUGAUCUGAUGAUCAAGCUAACAUGAUACAUGACAUGUACUGAGAUUCCAAGAAAUCCUGCACAAGGCAAGGGAACAACUGAAGUAUGUUUUUAACAAAUUUUCAUAUGAUGUUCAACAUUUUAUAUUUUACCGACUGACAGGGGACACAUUUGAAACCUUGGUUUUGUUAUAAGUUAAAUCUUAUACAUAUCAAGAAUUAGAUUAAUUAUUACAGCUUUAGUGAUACUCCAAAGAAUUUACUGGUAUUUUAUUAGUUAACACUGAUAAAUAACUGAAAUAAUGUUGCAGUAUUAAUGCUGUAUGUCAUUUAUUUUUAACUGUAUUUUUUUUUCCAGAUACAGAAAAUAAGUAUCAAAUACUUUUUAAUAGUUUUGAAUAACAAAUAAAGUUGGUAUCAUGAUACUGGUUUAGCAUCUGAAUGAAUGAAAACUGAUGCCAUUACAGAACUGGAACUCUGACCAUAUUCACAAGUGAUGUGUAAUAUGACUAGUCUUGUAGCAAUAGAUAACCAUGUAAACUACUGCAUAAUAUUUCAAUGAACUAGGCAAUAAGUGCAUGACCAACUUACUGUAAAGUUCUAUGGAGACCUGUUAAGUACUUCAUAAUAUUUAACUGGUAGAAAGAUAAUCUUAUAGAUAUGCUUUUCGAAAGAAACACAUUUUUUCCUCUCUCUCUCUCUCUCUCUCUCUCUCUCUCUCUCUCUCUCUCUCUCUCUCUCUCUCUCUCUCUCUCUCUCUCUCUCUCUCUCUCUCUCUCUCUCUCUCU